Pseudogymnoascus verrucosus is the source of this 1589-nucleotide messenger RNA. RefSeq lists its product as uncharacterized. The record is from RefSeq and is a predicted model, not a curated record. The transcript has a single exon. The coding region runs from base 374 to 1480 and encodes 368 amino acids. Lineage: Eukaryota; Fungi; Ascomycota; Leotiomycetes; Thelebolales; Thelebolaceae.
GCAGAGAGCCGUAUACCACCGUAAAAGAAAACAUUCAAACACGACGAAUUUGAACGAUUUAUAUGGCAAAAGUUAAAAAAUACUCACGAAGGCGUGAAGACGCCAUUUAAGUUGAUUUACCCUAGAAAUGGCAACAUGCGGAGAGAAGCUUAUUGGCUUACGCGGGGAAUGAAGUUGGCGGCACGCGAUUGCACGUGGUGGGGACUACCCGGUCGUCGCCGGUCACCGAAAUCUAGGUCAAUUGUUAGAGAUUCAUCGUGGGGGUUCCUGAUCGCCGGUAACGGCGCCAAAAUGAUAGCGGGGUUAUGUUUAGAGGCUGGAAGAGAUAAGAAGGGGUGUUUCCCGUUUUCAAUUGACUGACAAUUCGGACAAAAUGGAGCAAAACACCAUCAAAAGAGGCGGGGUCGGCCUAAGGGGCGUUGACAAGGAGCAGACUUUUGGAGGAUACACUCUUUUUGCGCCUCUAGCCGGGGAUAUUGCAUACCUCGUUGAUAUCGACGGAAAGGAAGUUCAUCGCUGGCAAUUGCCUGGCCGAACUGGACGACACGCGCGGAUUCUCCCCAACGGAAAUCUCGCCAUCAACACUAUCAACCCGGAGACGCCCGACAUCUUCCCCUUCAUCCAUAAAUAUGGCGGGGGUGUUAUGAGCGAGUUGGAUCCAGCCGGGAAUGUUGUCAGGCAGGUCAAGGAUCCUCUGGGCCAUCACGACCAGUUCCAUUAUGGGGAUGGAGGUUUCCUGUAUACGAGUUUGGAGGCGCUUUCGAAGGAAGACUCGGCCAAGGUUGUUGGCGGGAUUCCAGGUUCGGAGAUUGACGGCGUGACGUAUGCGGACAUCAUCAAGGAGAUUGACCCUAAAGGAAAGGUGACCUUUGAGUGGAAAGUCAGCGAGCGGUUGCCAAGGGAGGAGUUUCCUCUGCAGUCACAUUACGGGAGGGAGCACUAUCCUCUAAUUAACAGUGUUCUUCCGUUGAAGGAUGGAAAUAUUCUGUGUUCUAUGCGAUCGAUUUCUGCUGUGCUCAUCAUUGAGCGGGCGACUGGAAACAUCAUCUGGAGUUUGAAGUCGGACGUUAUUGCACAGCAGCAUUGUGCGACGGAGCUCGAGAACGGAAAUAUCCUGAUCUUCGACAACGGCGCAUACCGCACGGGCGAGUCGAACACAUAUAGCAGGGUUAUUGAGGUGGACCGCAGGACGAAAGAAAUUGUGUGGCAGUAUAGGGACCCGUCGCAGUGGAAUACCUUUUUCACUCCGUUUAUGGGGAGCGCGCAGAGGUUGGCGAAUGGGAAUACGCUCAUCUGCGAGAGCGCGUUUGGCAGGAUCUUCGAGGUGACGGUGAAGGGGGUGUUGGUUUGGGAGUAUAUUGUGCCGCAUUUUGCAGAGUACAAGGAUGAUAUCACGAGGGGGAUCUUUCCUGGCGAGUCGAAUGCGCUGUUUAGGGCGUAUAGGUAUUCGAAGGAGGAGUUGCCGUGGUUGAAGGUUUAACGGGGGCGAAGGGCGGGUGAGUAAGGGGUAGUUGAACGUCCGAAUAGAGCGGCGUGAAAUACGGAAAAUAGAAGUAUAAAUUAUUAGUCUAGUCUAAAAAACAGAAACG